CUCAACUCCUCAAUAACCACCCAUCUCCUUCCCAACUCUCUCUAUCCUUUCAAACACAACAAAAAGCUUUUCUCUCUCAAUAACCCAAAGACAAAUGGCCAUAAUGAAGAAAUCUUCAAAAGUAACUCAGACGGCAAUGCUGAAGAAGAUUCUAAAGAGAUGCUCGAGCUUGGGAAAGAAGAAUGGAGGAGAAUACGAUGAAGAUUUCCUCCCACUAGACGUACCAAAGGGGCACUUUCCUGUCUAUGUCGGAGAUAACAGAAGCAGAUACAUUGUCCCAGUCUCCUUCUUGACUCACCCUGAGUUCCAAUCUCUCUUAAGACGAGCUGAGGAAGAGUUUGGAUUUGACCACGAUAUGGGUCUCACCAUUCCUUGUGAUGAACUUGUCUUCCAGAACCUUACCUCAAUGAUCCGAUGAAAUUUUAAGUAAACCAUUUGAAGAAGAUGCAGAAGAAGAUGGUUGACGAAGCAGAAGCUUCCUUACGAGAAAUAGCAUCUCUUCUCUCUUUUUAAGUUUUUUCUUCUUCUAUUUUUAAGCCUAUCUAGGGUUUUUACGAGCUGGUUUACUCGUCUAACAAGAAAGAAACCUGAAUGAGAUAUAGAUUCCAUGAGUUUAAUUGGAUUUGUAAAUUAAAAAGCUUGUAAUGUUUUCCUCGCAGAUCUUGAUUUUGUGAGAGAAGUUGAUUAAUGCAAGAAAAAGUAUUCCUCUA
Brassica oleracea var. oleracea is the source of this 710-nucleotide messenger RNA. RefSeq names its product auxin-induced protein 15A-like. NCBI's taxonomy places the organism in Eukaryota, Viridiplantae, Streptophyta, Magnoliopsida, Brassicales, Brassicaceae. The coding region runs from base 95 to 418 and encodes 107 amino acids. The record is from RefSeq and is a predicted model, not a curated record. Gene Ontology annotation, biological process: response to auxin. The transcript has a single exon.